Penicillium griseofulvum is the source of this 885-nucleotide messenger RNA. RefSeq names its product HVSL domain-containing protein. Gene Ontology annotation, biological process: U6 snRNA 3'-end processing. Lineage: Eukaryota; Fungi; Ascomycota; Eurotiomycetes; Eurotiales; Aspergillaceae. Gene Ontology annotation, molecular function: 3'-5'-RNA exonuclease activity. The transcript is spliced from 3 exons. The coding region runs from base 1 to 885 and encodes 294 amino acids. Gene Ontology annotation, cellular component: nucleus. The record is from RefSeq and is a predicted model, not a curated record.
AUGACCCUAGUACAAUACUCUGAUUCGGAAUCCGAUUCAGAGCCUAGAUAUUCUCCCCGCCCAGUUAAAAAACCUCGCCACGACAUCAACCCAGGGCCAUCGCUGCCGCCCCUGCCUGCAGCAUUCCACAACCUCUAUGCCUCGAGCACACGUGUGAGCGUGCAAGAUAAUCCCAGCCUUCAUGGCGGCCGAAAACGCGUAAUCCCCCACGUGGAAGGGAAUUGGCCAACACAUCUUUACCUUGAAUGGUACCCAGAGAAAGGUGAGCUAUCGCUCCUUGCAGAUGUCAUCGCACAGUGCGGGUAUUUGCCAGAUGAGAAUGCGUCAACAGUGCACAGUCUUCUCCAUAGCGAUCUCGGUGCCCAGCUACCCCUUCAUAUCAGCCUGUCUCGGCCGGUGGUUCUUCGCACCGAGCAGCGUGUCUCGUUUAACGAGGCGUUGCGAAAGGCUAUCCACGAUUCGCAUGUUUCAUCAUUCAAUGUCCAGCCGGAUACUUUAUAUUGGUCAUCUAAUUUUGAAAAGACACGCUGGUUUCUCGUCUUAGGUGUGCAGAGACCGAGACAUGAUGCUCUGAACCGCCUAUUGAAGUUGUCAAGUGACACUCUUGCUCGCUUUGGCCAGCCACCCCUUUAUGCAUCCUCCUCGACCCGAGAGCAGAAUAGUGCAUCCCCCUUUCAUAGGAGCAGCAGUCUAAACAGCGAAGAUUUCUCUGGCUGUUUCCACAUAUCACUUGCUUGGAGUCUGUCAGAACCCAGUGCGAAGGAACGUGAACGAGUCGCGGAGAUAGAUUUGCGAGCUUUGCGGAACAUUCACGUUGGGUUUGACAGUGUCAAGGCAAAGAUCGGGAAUGUUGUUGGUAGUAUUCCAUUAGAAAAAAGCUCAUAG